AUGCCUGGUUGUGGUAAGUUUGCAUAUGAUUUAGGACAUAUUUUUCUAUCUGAUGGAGCACAAAGAGGACAUGAGCUCUUCAGAGAUCUUACAUAUUAUCUUAUGUUAAUGCUCAGACUCUUUGACUACGUACAAGCCCACAAUGCCUGCGCUAACCCGAUAUACAACGAGAUUAGUAUUCCAACGUGUUCUGAAGAAGAAAGAAAAGUUAGCUACAUCUCAGAGAAGAAACUCUCAGUAACACAGCUAUGUGUCAGAAUAAACAACUUGUACAAAAUUUGCAACGAGCUUGAUGUUGUGGAAGAAAAAGUCCUCACAGAUUUGAGGAACAAUGAGUCAACUUACCAUGACGACUUAACUAGCAACUUAGUAAAAAAGUUUGAGCUCAAACGAAUGGCUUGUAUUGAAGGCUUUCAGCAGAUUUCAGAGCUUUUGGCACACAAAGUCGUCUUCCAUGAUCUAAGCCAUGGAAUGUGA
Messenger RNA from Arabis nemorensis, 477 nucleotides. Lineage: Eukaryota; Viridiplantae; Streptophyta; Magnoliopsida; Brassicales; Brassicaceae. The record is from the annotation of a GenBank genome assembly.